AUGAUUAUGCAUUAUGUUUUAAACCAUAAAAAAGAUUUCUGCGGCAUCUGUAGGUACUUUGUGCCAGAUAGGCAGGCAUGGCAGGCGCAUGUAAAAUUUCAUAUUCCUUGGCCCUGCUCGCAAUGCAUCGCGAAUUUCCCCACCCAAAUAACUUUACGCCAACACCUUAGCAGCGUACACAAUCUUGUCCACUGUCGCCUCUGUCACUUCCGGCUUCCCGACGACGAACAGUACCACACGCAUUUGUUCCAAAAGCACAACGUAACCAACGUUCUCAUUAAAGAUGAAGAGGUGCUGUGGGAUUUCGACUACGAAGGCACCACGAAGUUCAUCUGCCUCCUCUGCUCGAAGCCCAACAAUCUCAGCUCGACGUUCUUCGCCCAUUACAUGGGCUAUCACCAUUUCACGAUCAAAUGUCUGACUAGUCUGAUAUCCGGCCGGGACCCACCGUUCACUGUUAACGGCGCCGACGUCAGCGCCCACUUCAUCGACGGCCAGCUGCAGGGGCGGAUCCGAUACGGCUACGUGGAUCUGGACAAGACACCGCUGGAAGGUCUAAACAAAUCCAGCAACAGUAGUGGCGACGCGUUGAACUAUUUGAAGACUGAAAUAAAACAAGAGACGGCCAGUGACAAUGAUGAGAGCAAAAAGGAUAGUUCUAAAGCGGACCCUAACGUGGACCCAGAGGACCCCCACAAGGAUUACAAGGGCGAUGAGGAUUUCGACGUGACGCUAACGGAGCUGAUAGUCCUGGAGAAGUGCUACUUCGACUACGUGAAUCGGACCACGAACGACAUAAACUGCAACCAGAUGCCGGAGAACUCCUGCAUAGAGUACGAGGACGACAAGUCCGGCAUCAUAAUGGACGUCGACUGUCCGCUGUGCAGUUCGAAGUACGAGAACACGCAGGCGUUCACUAUGCACAUGAACAAGAUGCACUGCGUGAAACUGGUGCCCUUGUACACCUGCAGGGUGUGCGCGUCGACGUUCGACAACCAGGCCGAGCUGGAGUCCCACGUGGCCAUCGAGCUGGGCAACUUCGACGACCUCUGGAUCUGCCAGUUCUGCGACAAGGAGUUCGACAACCGCGAGGCCACCAGGAGGCACCUCACCGAGCACUGGGAGGUGAUGGAGUACGACAACUGCUUCAGCCCCCAUCUCGGCUUCAAGUGCAGAUUCUGUCCCACUCUGUUCUGGAACGAGAACGACCGCGAAUCCCACCAAGUGAGAUCGCAUUUCAGCAAAUAUAAGGACCAGUUUUAUAAAUGCGAAAGCUGUUCGGAAAUAUUCAGCGAUAAGGUGUGGUUCAUACACCAUCAUUUGGAGAAGCACUUUGCUAACAAGAUGACAACCUAUUUACUGAAGUGUUGCCUCUGCUGCAUUGUAUUACCGAAUAUCGACGAGAUGAGGAGCCAUUUCUUGGAGGAGCAUCCCGAAGCGAGGAAGGUGUAUUGCUCUUUGGACAUGUGCCAAUACAAGCCCUUAAGCCAUAGAAAAUCGUUUAAACUUCACGUAAAGACGAUUCACAACCCGUCGACGCGCGCCGAGAAGGCGGUCAGCUGCGCGGUGUGCGGGCGAGAGUUCGCGAGCUCGCGCGCGUGCGGCGCCCACAUGGCCCAGGUGCACGGCCCCGGCAAGUUCAAGUGCAAGCUGUGCAGGGACGUGCUGCACACACUCGACGAGAGGAAACUUCAUUACCUGCUGCGCCACCCGGGCCGCCAUCCGUACGAGUGUGCGGAUUGCGGGAAGUCGUUCCAGUACAAGUCCUCGCUGUACAUGCACCGGCAGGACCACGCGCCCAACAAGCAGAGCUUCACCUGCUCAUACUGUGGCAAGGUGUUCAUGAAGAAGGACUCGUUCCGCGAGCACGUGCAGAUCCACGAGGGGCCGCGGCACGCGUGCUCGUACUGCCCGAUGCGCUUCGUGCAGCGCUCGAACAUGCUGCGCCACGAGCGGCGGCACACCGGCGAGCGGCCCUACGCGUGCCCGCAUUGCCCGCGCACCUUCGCCGACAAGGGCGCCUGCAACUCGCACGUCAGAACACAUUCCAAAGAGACGUCAUUCGCCUGUCUCUACUGCGGUCAGACGUUCGUCCAGAAGUCGAAGCUUACUUACCACAUCAGAAAGCACACUGGAGAGAAUCUGGAGACGUGCCCUGUUUGCUCGAAACUGUUCACCAGCGGAUGCGCAUUACGCGAACACAUGAAGAUACAUAUCGCGAAGAAGGAACUGGUCAAGUGUCCGCUCUGUGACCGCAAGUACCAGGACGAGCGCUACAUGCUUCGCCACCUGCGCACCACGCACACCGGCGCGCACCACACGUGCCCGCUCUGCCACAAGCUGCUCACCAGCGCGCCGGGCCUUCGCCACCACGUGCUCACGCACAGCGCCGUCAACCUCUUCCACUGCAAGUGCUGCCAGAAGUCCUACGCCAUCAAGAGAACUAUGAUAAAGCACCUGCGCAAGCGUCACGGUCUAAAAGGCACCGAGAUCAACAUAAAGGACUUCUUUAAAAAGCUCGACCCCAGGGAGUGCCAAUUGGGUCUGGACGAGGAGACCAUGACAAGCAUCUUUGGGCCGCCCAAGAAGGUGAUGACCGAUAUCCUGAUUGGCGACUACGUAACCUUCGCCAACAACUUCAACAACAGCCAGAGCAACGACCAAGAUGACGGAGAAAACACAGAGGAGGACUCGCGGGAGGACGCUAGAGAAGACGAACAGUCAGCUGAGGAGGAUUACAAAUACUAUAAUGAGAAUCGCGACGACACAGCUGAUGGCAAGAGAGAGGUGGAGAUUGAGAACGUCAGCAUCAAACAGGAGGCCAUCGCGACUGAAGUGGAAUUGGAGCCGACGGAUUUUGUCAGCGUUAAGAUCGAACCCUAUGAUGAGAAUGAGUCGAAU
This is a messenger RNA of Iphiclides podalirius (scarce swallowtail), 2901 nucleotides long. The record is from the annotation of a GenBank genome assembly. NCBI's taxonomy places the organism in Eukaryota, Metazoa, Arthropoda, Insecta, Lepidoptera, Papilionidae.